Ambispora leptoticha is the source of this 194-nucleotide messenger RNA. The record is from the annotation of a GenBank genome assembly. Lineage: Eukaryota; Fungi; Glomeromycota; Glomeromycetes; Archaeosporales; Ambisporaceae.
UAGCUUAUGAACACGGCGGAGUAGUGCAAAUUAUUAGCAAAUCAUUCGGUAAUGAACUUUUUCAUAAAAAAAAUUAUCCUAAUGUGGGAAAAUUAACACGGGAAGAAAAAAGUUUUGUAAAAAAGGUAUUUGACUACUUCUAUCAAUAUACCAACCAAGAAUUAUGGGACUUUUCUCACGAUGAUCCUAGUUGA